Molecule: messenger RNA, 719 nt
Organism: Enterobius vermicularis (human pinworm)
Lineage: Eukaryota; Metazoa; Nematoda; Chromadorea; Rhabditida; Oxyuridae
Source: the annotation of a GenBank genome assembly
UUGAUCAUUGUUACUUUUAAACUCUUUUUUUUCUUUUUAGGUGAAAGUGUAUUAAUAUGUCAAAAAAAACAGUUGACAUUUGUACAACAAAUUUUGGCUGAAACAUUUGUUGAUGGAUUCAAAAAGUCUGAGAAACGUUCACGUUUAAAACUUAUUGUUGAGGCUGUAUGCAGUGGAUUGUGUGAAAAUUUUCAACAACUUUCUGCAUUAUUUAAAGAAACUUUUUUUGCCAAUGAAAAUGGUAAAGAUUUAAGAGGAACCCAACUUGGUCGAGCAACAUUGGCUUCAUCAUUGUCACCAGAAAUUGCACUACAAGUUUAUGCAGAUCUUGAACGAGGUUCCAGAGGACUGAUACUGGACAAUGAAUUACAUCUGCUAUAUUUGGUAACUCCGUUGAAUAAUACAGCACUAUGGGCCAAUUAUAUGGACUGGAAUCUGUUUUAUAUAUUGUGGACAAAAUUAUCAAAACGUUUACGACGUGUUGGACAAAUGGUUGGCAUUAACGAGCGUUUUUUCUUGGAACGAAUACAAGGCAAAAUUUGUUCGGAUAAUUGCAGUAUGCAGGUACAUUUACGAUUUAUGUCAGCAUUGGCACUGUAUGAUUUGAUAAAUGAACAACCGAUUGUAAAUGUUGCGCGUAAAUUUAACAUCAGUCGUGGAACACUGCAGUCAUUACAGCAACAAGCUGCUACAUAUGCAUGUAAGGAAAAAAAAUGAUA